Messenger RNA from Populus trichocarpa (black cottonwood), 858 nucleotides. RefSeq names its product 36.4 kDa proline-rich protein. The coding region runs from base 14 to 658 and encodes 214 amino acids. The transcript is spliced from 2 exons. NCBI's taxonomy places the organism in Eukaryota, Viridiplantae, Streptophyta, Magnoliopsida, Malpighiales, Salicaceae. The record is from RefSeq and is a predicted model, not a curated record.
GUAAGUCGCCACGAUGGCUAAGUUUGCUUUGGCCAAUCUCUUGAUCCUUCUUGUGAAUUCGGGCACUUUGCUUACUUCACUUGCUUAUCCCGACUGCACUUACCCGCUCCCACCCUCUAAGCCACCAAACUAUCCUCCUAAGUUACCACCAGUACACAUACCACCUCCACCACCACCACCUCCACCACUGAGGCCUCCUGUAACUCCUCCAAUAAAGCCACCACCACCACGGAGGCCUCCUGUAACUCCUCCAAUAAAGCCACCACCACCAUCUCUUCCACCACUAAAUCCUCCAGUGAUACCAAAACCACCAAUUGUGAAGCCGCCACCACCUGAAACACCGUGCCCUCCUCAUCCAUCACUACUAGAGCUAUGCCCACCACCACCACCAAAGCAAGAGACUUGCCCUAUUAACACUCUCAAGUUAGGUGCAUGUGUGGAUGUAUUAGGUGGAUUAGUCCAUAUUCGUACUGGCAGUAGUGCCAAGGAUGAAUGUUGCCCAGUGCUUGAAGGUCUUGUAGACUUUGAUGUUGCUUCAUGUCUUUGCACCGUCAUCAAGGCUAAACUUCUCAACAUCAACCUUAUUAUACCCAUUGCUCUUGAGGUCCUUGCUGACUGUGGCAAGACCCCACCUCCAGGGUUCAAGUGUCCUGCCUAAUUAAUCAGGUUGUGCUGUAACUUACAGAGUAUACAUGUGUGAGCUUGAAAGCAUAAUUAAAGAAUAACUGCACGAGGGAUCUUCAAGUGGCUAGAAUGAAGCAGUUUUCUAUAGGAUAUCUUGUGUUUUGUUUUCCUAGAGAAUUUUCUUCUGUUCCUUCUUUCCCUUUUCAAGAGAAUAUAUUGUGUUAAUUUGUUUUA